ACCACCUCUUCUUCGGUUUUUCCCGCUACCUGCCUCCAGGGUACCAGGGUCAUCUCGGUUCCUUUCCCCGGUACAUCCUACCACAGUACGAUACAAUCGACGGGCGGCGACCGAAAUCUCGAUUUGCAAGAGACAGCGCACCACUGAGGUGCAUCCUCACCCAGUUUUUACUGGACGGACCGUCGUUUCCUGACUGGAUCCAGUAUCUUCGUCAGCCUAUCCCAAGCCUCUUCAUUUACACAACGUCCACUGCAGACCCACCGAACACAGCUGCAACAUGGCGUUUCCGACCGACAUGGAUUCAUUCAGCCUCCAGCCUGAGAUGUCAGAUCACUCUUUUCUCGUGAACACCGAUAUGGGCGUAUAUCCUGAUGGCCUUUCUCUUGACAUGACGUCCCUACCCUCGACGACUUUUGCCGCUAUGAUGAAUUCUGUGCCGCCCACUCUGGUAAAGGAGAACUCCAAUUCGACCGAUACCCCUGACGGUUUUGCCACAAACGCGGUGGGAGCGGGACCAUUGCCAAUUGGUUUUGCUGCUCAGAUCUCCCAAGGCGCUGGUAGCAAUUUGACCGAGUUUACGAAACGACGGAAUUGGUCUCAACGUGUUCUCGAGGAGCUCAAAGAUCUCCUUUAUAUACUUACCCCAGAUGGCCGCAUCCUCUAUAUUUCCCCAUCAGGGAAGUUCCUCACGGGAUUCGAUCCUCAAGAUCUUGUCGGCAAGUCGAUAUUUGACUUCAUCCACCCAGACGAUCAGGGAUUGUACAUGCGCGAAUUCAACGAGAGCAUCGCCACUGGAAAUGCAUUGCGUUUUUACCACCGCAUGCGAACGGCGGAAGCCAAAUACCGGAUAUUCGAAUGCCAUGGCCAUCCACAUCUGACUCAGGACACCUCAGGACUCGAACUCACCGGCACGCCCGUCGGACAAGCCGGUCUCUGCGGAGGAUUUUUCAUGAUGGCUCGGCCCUAUCCCACCAGAAAUUCGGAGCUCCUUGACUCUUUUCUUGAACACAAAAUCGAAAACCUCCGGCUCCAAGCUAGAAUAGCUGCACUGAAGCGGGAAGAAGCCGAGGACGCAGAUGUCCAGCAAGAGCAGUACCACAAACCAGCUGGAGCUUCAAGUUCACGGACUCCCUCAAUCUCAGCAGAGAUCAGUCCAGCCUCUCCAUCAGUGAACUCAAAUACAGAUUAUUCCGGGAUGCCGCCACCUGCUAAGCCGACCGUGUCUAACAUUGCUCUUACUCGUGAGGCGUUGGAUGAAGCCAAUGCAUUUGCCCGACCCGACAGCAUAAGGGAUAAGAUGGCCCGAUACGAAGGAUCAUCCCAUGUCGACUCCAUCGAAAUGUUAACCGGCCUAAGGUAUCGGGAGGGUGAGAGGUCACAUGGAAUAUCGACGGGUGGGGCAUCUCCCGCUCUGAUUCGUGGCGACGCUGGUAUACAUAUCCCCAUCGACAAAUCCGAAUCGCGAUACACGUACUCGGACAAGAAGCACAAGAAAGUCAAGAGCGCAGAUGAGUAUGUAUGUACCGACUGCGGAACGCUCGACAGUCCGGAGUGGAGGAAGGGACCUAAUGGGCCCAAGACCCUUUGCAACGCUUGCGGCCUGAGAUGGGCGAAGAAAGAAAAGAAGAGAAGUGGGCCCGUUGCUGAUGGUUCGACAUCGAAUGUCAACUCAGCCACGAACACGGGCACCGCGCCCGACAUCAAAGAGUCAGGGUCGAACGACUAGAAGUCGAACCAUUUUGUGAGAGCUGACCUGUUGCUUUCCAAGUCCAUUCGUGGGGCGAACAUUGGUCAAGGGAUCCAAGCCAUAGGGCGCUUCCACUUGCGAUGUCGAUGUCAACAGGGCCUUGGCUGUUCCAUGGGCUUUUUGACAGACUCCAGACUCCAUCGAACCUCUCGAAGGCUCGCUGUCGACAAAGUUCCGUCCGCUUCUGGAGGUUCUCUUCCCGUCGAGCGCGUGCGUGCUGCUCCCCUUGCAGAUUGGGCUUACGGCACCAUCUCGAGCAGUGAGAGCUCCACGCCCUCAAAUCGCAGCAUUCGAAGUGACAGACUCCUCGACAAUUCAACUCAUCUCGACUACUUGGGAGUUAUUUCCCACCGACGCCUUCCACACAAAUUCACUUAGGUGUCAAAAAAUCGACUUACUAGCAGCUUCGAGUCCAUGCUCGAAUAGACACGCAAGCACAAGGUAUAGGCAUUGAGGCCGAGUUUGUACGGGCGUGAAGAACAGAUGGUGUCCUUUCGACCAGCAUGGUGUUAUGCAACGAUUAUCAUAAACAGCGUUGACCGGCGCACGGAUAUGUAGUUUACCUUGAGGGUCAUCAUGGGUUCUUCAGAUAAACACAUAUAUCAUAGCCUAAACUUUAGAUGUCUCCCAGGCCUCGGCUUAUACCUGGAACCUGGAAUCCUAGAACCCUGACAACCUUCAUUUCCUCAGACAGCAAUGCAGAAACUUGAAGCUCGGCUGCGCCAUAAUGGGUAUCUAUUCAGGUCAAAGUGGAAGCAUCCGCC
Exophiala xenobiotica is the source of this 2511-nucleotide messenger RNA. RefSeq lists its product as uncharacterized. The coding region runs from base 278 to 1726 and encodes 482 amino acids. Gene Ontology annotation, biological process: regulation of DNA-templated transcription. The transcript has a single exon. The record is from RefSeq and is a predicted model, not a curated record. NCBI's taxonomy places the organism in Eukaryota, Fungi, Ascomycota, Eurotiomycetes, Chaetothyriales, Herpotrichiellaceae. Gene Ontology annotation, molecular function: sequence-specific DNA binding; protein binding; zinc ion binding.